Molecule: messenger RNA, 2827 nt
Organism: Cebus imitator (Panamanian white-faced capuchin)
Lineage: Eukaryota; Metazoa; Chordata; Mammalia; Primates; Cebidae
Gene: SAMD10
Product: sterile alpha motif domain containing 10
Exons: 5
Coding region: 763-1506 (247 amino acids)
Biological process (GO): cell surface receptor protein tyrosine kinase signaling pathway
Cellular component (GO): cytoplasmic side of plasma membrane
Molecular function (GO): protein binding
Source: RefSeq, a predicted model, not a curated record
UUCGGAGGACGUCUCGGCCCAGCGGGGUCCCCGUGGCCUUUGUCCUGUUUUGGGGGGCAGCCGGCCUCAGGCCCGGUCAGCGCGCCCUUGGCUGGGGGCGAGCGGGUGACAAGCCGGGGCGCCUGUGUCCUCGGCGGCACUGCGUUCGGUCACCUCUUCCUUCAUGCGGAGAAAACCCUCCGAGCCUUCGCCGUGGGGCCGAGAGGGGACCGAGGUCACAGCCGGCCCGGGUGUCCUCGCCCCAUCUCCUUCUGGAAUCUUGGCGUUAGGGCGGGAGGGACCCACGGGCCGCCGCGGGACAGACUGGACUCUCGGAAUGCGGGCAGGAAAUGGGCGGAGCCGGCUUGCCCGGGGCAGGUGCAGCGCAGGCGGAGGAGUCGGACGGGUUCCCGCGGCUGCUGCGCGCUCCUGCACCAGCACGACCGCUCCAGGCCCUGCAAAGCCCGGAGACCACGGCGCCUGUCCGCUGGAAGGCGCGGGCUUAGAAUAAGUCUUCCCACAGCACUAGAGGCUACCUCGGGUGCGGUGGCCCACUGGCCACACCCUCUGCUGACCCUAGACCUCAAAUUUGGGGUCACCCGGGGUCCCGUUCCUGAAAGUUGUAAGAAUUGGGGUGGAAGAUGUUGUCUCAGAAGCCUUACAGGGGUGGGAGGACCGGGGAGUAGGAUGUGGGUUUCCCCUGAUAUUCAGACCUCCUAAACACAUCCCCAAGCCCUGCCCUGGGUGUGGAGUCGGUGGCUGAGUGUGGGGCGGGUAGGGUACAUGAGGGGAGGACCCCAGCGUGGGAACCUCACCUGCCCUGCUGAGGGCCUGGGUGCUGUAAAGACAGGGGCAGGCCUGUGCCCACCUUCUGCCUCCCCACAGGCUCUGUUCACUUGCAGACACCAUACAGAGCCUUCAUUCAUUCAUUCAUUCAUUCAUUCACAAUGUUGUGGGGUGCCCCAUGAAACAAGACCUGGAUCGAAAUGUCUGCCUCCCCCAGACUCAGCCACUGCCCACUUCAACUUCUGCCGGACCCUCCUGGAGCACACGGUGUCAGCUGAGAGCAUCCCCUGCCACUUGCCUCGGACACCUGGCACCAGCCUCACGUGGCAUGACUCCCGCAGCCAGAGGGCGGCCAGCAGCAGGCCAAUCAAGCUCCUGCAGCAGCCGGGCACAGAGACCCCCCAGGGCCGGCUGUACUCUGACCACUAUGGGCUGUACCACACGAGCCCCUCACUGGGCGGCCUGACCCGGCCCGUGGUCCUGUGGAGCCAGCAGGACGUGUGCAAGUGGCUCAAGAAGCACUGUCCCCACAACUACCUCGUCUACGUGGAGGCCUUCACACAGCAUGCCAUCACCGGCCGAGCACUGCUGCGGCUGAAUGCAGAGAAGCUGCAGAGGAUGGGGCUAGCCCAGGAGGCGCAGAGGCAGGAGGUGCUGCAGCAGGUGCUCCGCCUGCAGGUGCGUGAGGAGGGGCGGAGCCUGCAGCUGCUCAGCCAAGCUUCCUUUGGAAAAAUGUCCUAGCUGCUGCUGAGGCUUGAACCCCAGACCCCAGCACUGUGACCAGAGUCCAGGACUAGGGAGGAGGCAGAGCUGGCCCCGUAGCCCCUCCUGGACCCUGCAGGAUGCCCUGGUGGCCAGGCCGGCCCAAUGGACAGACAACACCAGGAUCACCAGCUCCAGGAGCCUCUGGUUGGACAUUCCAGGCUGCGCCCUGGGGCUGGGUGGGCAGAGGGCUGCUUGAGUGUGGCCCUACCUCCUGGGACCUGAGCCUAAGCCCUCCCCUGGUGCUGCUGGCAGCACUCGAGGCAGCUGCCUGGAGCCAGAGCCGGUUUGGGUGUCCCCCCAGACUCCCAGGGAGUCUGUUUAUUUACGUGCCCUUCCCCAUUCGAUGUCCGUCCCCCAUCACCUGCUGAGUCACUUGUCUGUCCACCCCCAGCCCAGUUCUCAGCCGUUCCCCAUCACCUCCAGGUUGGCCCACACAGGUGCCAUGAGCUGCCUGGGCUCCCUGUGGCUUGUGCCCAUGCCUCUGCCAGGGCCCAGCAGGCGUCAUCUAGAGUAGCGGCCAUCGGCACCCACCCAAAGGAUCAUGCCAAGCACUUUCAUCCUCACCACACCCCUCUAUUCAUGAGAAGUGAGGCAGAGAAAGGCCCAGACUGACCAAGCACCAGAGACAAAAUGUGGCACAGCGAGGGCCCAGCCCUGUCCGGGUGGCUCCACACCCAGGCCCAGGCUCGGCAGUGCUCCCUGCCCUGUCUUUGGGAAACUCUUCCCCACUCCCACCUUCAAGGAAUUAGGGCCUUGUGUGUGGGCCUUCCCAUUCCCGCUUUCCCAAGAAGGCCUGGAUUCAGGGGGGAGGCCUUCCCAGGGCUGCUCCCCCUAGACCCACCCAGAGGCCCCAGCAGCCCCUUCCUGGGUGGUUCGGGGCUGGUGCUGCCUGGCAGGACAGUGAGGGCAGCCCUGGCUGCCCCUGCCCUCUUGCGCCCCUGCCCUCUCCCGAUACCCUCGGGGCUUCUGAAAAUCUCAGGGACAGAUGAGGCUGAGCCCCCAGUCAGCCUCCAGACUCGAGGCUGGUCACUGCGGGUCCCAGGUAGAAUUUGGACAACUGGCCUGACCGCUCCCAUCCCGUGAGCCCCCACCUGGGGGAAACCCUCAUCCCUGUCCUGUGUGGCAGCCCGAGAGAGGAUUCCGCCCACCAUCAGCCUCCGCCCAGGGGGCCCUCCGGUUCUGUUCCCCUCCCUCCUCCUCUGUCUUGCUCUGCCCCACGCACGCCUGUUUCAUCUUCCUUGUUUUGUGCUCACUUUUUUAUGCCCUGACAAUAAAAAAAUAAAAAAUAAAGUUGGUU